UUUGUUUGUAGUAAACAUUAGACAAUCAAAUUAUAAAACAAUAGUAAUUUCGCAAUAAAUGAUGUAUUUGAAUCAAGAGAUUUUAUAGUUAAUUUAUCAUGGAGAUACAAACAGCUAUAACUUGUUGUGGGUGUCUCAACAACGGACGUAGGAUGGUCAAAAUAAGUGAAAUCAAUUUACAAAAAAGUUUUUCAGAAAUGAUCAAUGAAAACCUGAUAUCAAAUGGGGGUAGCCAACUAUUUCAACUGUGCUUUGAGUGUGCUGCAUUGCUGAUGAAGUUUACAAGGUUCAAGCAGCAAGUUGCUGCUAGUUACAAAACAUUCCAAAACUUGAGUUCGUCAUUUGACAGAAAAGCGAUACUCCGCCUCAGCACAAAGCAAUUGCCCAAUAUAGAUACAAUGAUAACUUCACAGAGUAUGGAAGGUACUGAGGUUGUUGUGGAGCAAGUUAAAGAAGAGAGCGACACAGAUGUGUUGGAUGAAGGAGUAGACUGGACUGAGGGUGAUAUUAAAGAAGAGCGUUCAAAUCAUGAGGAUGAGAUACCAUUGAUUAAGAUUAAGAAAAAAAAGAAGAAACCCAACGUUAAAUUAGAGAAGUUAGAAAAGGACGGAGAACUAGAGUUCACAGAAGUGUUAUUGGAUGAGAAAGAGAUAAAGCAGGAGAGAGCUAUGUUAGCUUUGAGGGAUGACUAUGUCAACGCUAUGUUCACAUGCGAUAAGUGUAUAUUAACUUUUCCUAAUGAAGACGAUUUGAAAGAUCAUGUGCUUGUAAAACAUGAGCAGAACGCAUCCCUCUACAAGUGUUCUAUAUGCACGUGUUCGUUCAGUUCGGAGGUAUCGUACAACUACCACACAAACAAACACACACGUCGAUACCAGUGUACCGUGUGUGCGGAUAGGUUUACCAGCAAGCGAUCCGCGAUCAAACAUUAUAACCUGGAUCAUUGCCAUGGAACAGCCCUUGGAUAUCAGUUUGAAGAAAAUAAUGAAAUUACUGACCAGAAUGCCGUAAAGGAUCCUGAAGAAAAUAAUAUAAGUACUGCAGAAGAAAACUCGUACCCAUGUGAAUUUUGUGCUAAGAUCUUCAAAUGGAAAACCUCUCUAAGAAAGCAUUUGGAGAAACAUCGAAUCGAAACAGGACAAAAGAGAAAACCAUAUUGUGCACCUUGCAGGUUAUCUUUCACUACGACACCAAAUCUACAGAAACAUGUCCGAACGAGUUCCAAGCAUAAAAUACAAUUGAAACUAAGGAAACUCAACGGGAACAUAGAAGCAAACGAGACAGGAGCAACUCAAAAGCAGUCGAAGCAAAAAACUCAGUUGAUGGACGAAAUUAAGUCAGCAGUAAAUAACUCUCAACCCAAAUACUUCUGUCACCAGUGCGAUAAGGUGUUUCUAUGGAGGGGCAACCUUUACAGACAUCUGGAAAGUCACGCUGCAAAAGCGAAGGGCGAUCUAGUAUGCAAGCCCUGUAAUAGAACAUUUUCGUCCAUAGCUACGUACCAACAGCAUAUGAAGAUCAGCAAGAAACACGCCUCCGAAAAUGAUUUCAAAUAUAUGUGCAGUGACUGUGGCAAGCGAUUCCCCACCAAGUCACAUUUGAAGGAUCACAUCAACUGGGAACACUUGAAGAAUUACGUUUACACUUGCGACGAGUGUCAGAAGGUGUUCAAGACCAGCAACUCGGUGUACCUGCACAAGCAAGCGGUCCACAAGAAGGACUGCAUGGAGCACCUUUGCGACCACUGCGGCAAAGGGUUCCCUAAUAACACGAAACUUCGCAAUCACAUACUGGGCAUACAUAGUGGCGGUGCGUUGCGUCAAUGUCCCUGGUGCGACGCAAGAUUCAGCUGGCAGUCGUGUCUAUCGCGGCAUGUUAGACAGAAACACAGGAAUAUCGCUAGCAAAAUGAGUUAGCAAUGAGUCACUAACGAGUCACUUAUGAGUUACUAUUGAGUCACUUAUGAGUUACUAUUGAGUCCCUAAUGGGUUCCUGUUGAACCACAAUGAGUUACUGUAGACAAACUAUUUACUAAUGUAUAAUGUGUGGAUCAUCUUAUUAUUAUAUUACUAGAUAAGCCCGCGACUUCGUCCGCGUGGAUUUGGGUUUUUUAUGAUCCCGUGGGAACUGUAUUAAUUAAU
Molecule: messenger RNA, 2141 nt
Organism: Maniola jurtina (meadow brown)
Lineage: Eukaryota; Metazoa; Arthropoda; Insecta; Lepidoptera; Nymphalidae
Product: zinc finger protein 423-like
Exons: 13
Coding region: 99-1916 (605 amino acids)
Biological process (GO): regulation of transcription by RNA polymerase II
Cellular component (GO): chromosome; nucleus
Molecular function (GO): chromatin insulator sequence binding
Source: RefSeq, a predicted model, not a curated record